Molecule: messenger RNA, 1825 nt
Organism: Seriola dumerili (greater amberjack)
Lineage: Eukaryota; Metazoa; Chordata; Actinopteri; Carangiformes; Carangidae
Gene: saal1
Product: serum amyloid A like 1
Exons: 13
Coding region: 110-1540 (476 amino acids)
Source: RefSeq, a predicted model, not a curated record
UUCAAGUCAAAUGGAGGCUGUUUGAAACGUCUUGUGCUUUGAUAAACUAAACACGACUAUAUUGGUUUAAGUAUUUACCAGCUAGUUACGUUUGCAGAGGGCGGUCGCUAUGGACUGCAGUGUUGAUGGUGCAGAGGAGGUGGAGAACGAUAGCUUGACAUCUCCAACUGGAAUACAGUCCCCUGUAAUGGACCGUAACCCAUCGCCACCCCCAGAAACGGCUGAUGGAGAGGAGGACGAAGAUUUGGAUGCCAUUGGAGACACUGUCUACAGCAAGCACUGGCUUUUCAGCACCCUGACUCGUCUCAUCCAUAUGGUCACAGAGCAUGCAGAGAAGGACUCUGAAGGUCAAAUGCAGCUCCCUGAUGAUGAUGAGGAAGAUCUGUGUAGAGUCUGGGAUAUGGCAAUGGAUAAGGAUGUGGCUGGUUUUCUGCAGGAAUUCAAAGCUACAGAUAUCCUUCUGGGGGUGAUAGCCAAAUCUCAUUGUCCACGUCUCACUGAAAUUUGUGUGGGAAUCCUUGGAAACAUUGCUUGUUUUCCUGACACUUGUCUGACUCUCAGCCAAAAUCAAGAUUUAGGCGCUGUGCUGUUGCUUCUUCUCGGAGAUACAGAUCCUCCAACGCUUCUGGAAACAAGCAGAUUGCUGCUGACCUGUGUCUCUCAGAAAGAUGUUAGUUCCCUGUGGCUUCAGCGAAUACGACAGCAGACGUCUGUGCACUCCAGCCUCUGUUUCAUCAUGUGCAGUUCUACCAACAAUACUGUGUGUGUUUUCCCAGCGGACCUGCUUGAGAAGGUUGGAGAGCUGGUUGACAAACUGUUUGAUCUUGACGAAGAGCUGAUGAAGAGUUGGAUCACAGCUCAGCCAAGUGAGGAGGAGGAGGAUAAUGGUGAAAGCUGUCUAGACGUGGCCUCAUGCCUUCUUGAGGCAGCCAAGCAGCUUAGACAAGAGAGUCCGAAUGGCUUAGAGGUUUACCUUCAUGCCCUCCAACUCCUCACCACCAUAGAUGAGGGCAUUCAGGUAUUUGCGGCCCCUGAUGGACCUGGCAAAGCAAUAUGGGACUUUGUUUGUGGGGUGGUAUGUGAGGACCUUUGCCAGCCAAAUGAUCCUCCAGUUGUCCUGCAAGAGCAGAAGAGCAUUUUGGUUCAGGCGUUUUCUGUGCUUCAGGCUCUUUAUAGUUGCCAGGAGCAAUGGCCCAGCAAAAGUGACACAAGUCCCUCCCUUAUAGCGACCAUUUUGCGGGUGCUCCAGAACCACAGUGAGUGCAAAGAUGAUGGUACCAACAAAGAAAGCACAAAAGAUGAACAGCUCCAGACCCUGGCAGAGAUCACAGCUGAGUUUCUAGCUGACAUCUUCAAUCAGAUCACCAAGGACACUGUGGCAGAUUUGGUCAAUAAAGGUUUUCUGACAGAGAAGACAUGUCUCACAGCUGCUGGCAGUUUACUGCCCAACUUUAAGACUUCAUUUCAGCACCUGCAGCUCAUGUUGGCAGAGACUGAUCCCCAGCUGGCAGACGUGGUGAGGAAACAGUUUCCUGACUGAGACGCAGAUCAGUGUUCAGCACUCAUCCUGACUCUCACCACUGCUUUUUAUAGUGGACUUUAUUUCCUCUCCAAAGAUCCUGAUACAAGUCAGAAUAUUUGCAUUUCCACCGGAAAGACUCGGAUGUCACACCAAGUUAUGCUUAUGUUUUAAAGUUUUUACUUGUUUUUAGAAUGCUAUUUUUGUAUUAAUUAAAUAAUGUCUUUUUAUUGAAAACAAUAUGUGCUUGUAAUUUUUACUCAAACAUUUUUAUCAUUGCUGGAUGCACAGGCCUCAGCCAAACAG